UUCAGUGCUCUGCGAAGAAGUUGGGGGGAGUCUCGUCUCGACCUCCAAUCAGAAUAGCUAGUCGCAGCACUGACAGUUAAUAUAAAACCGCAAGACAUCUCUCUAGCUUGCCUGAUGCACACAAUGAUAUGGGACUAAUAAAAAUGGGAGCGGAGGUUGAGUCUCUUGCAGGAUUCCUUGGCGCUGUGAAGUAAACUGGAUUGUCCAGGCGAGCCAACUAUCUAAAUUCCUAUUUGAUGGUCAAGAGCAUGAUGGCGUUUCUCCUGUGUGUUAGUCUGUGGAUGCUCCUGGCUGUCCAUGGCCAGGCCGGAGCCGUGAAGAACUGCCACCCGGGUUGCCACUGUGAGGUGGAGAGCUUCGGCCUGUUCGACAGCUUCAGCCUGACCAGGGUGGACUGCAGGGGAGUGGGCCCUAGCACCAACCCCAUCUCCAUCCCCCUGGACACGGCCCACCUGGACCUGUCCUCCAACUCCAUGUCCCUGCUGACCGACAACAUGCUCUCUGGGCCUGGCUAUACCACCUUGGUCAGCCUGGACCUCAGCAACAACCUUAUCUCCAUGGUCAGUCCCAAGGCCUUGUCCAGGCUGCGCUACCUGGAGUCUCUGGACCUCAGCCACAACUCGUUGGAGGGCCUGGACGAGGGCUGCUUCUCUGGCCUCCCCCUGGCCGAGGUGGACCUCAGCCACAACCACUUCCGAGAGUUUGAUCUGGACAUGUUCAUCACUAAAGAUCACGGAGAGCCAAUCAGCGUGGAUCUGUCCCACAACCGGCUGACAGUGGUCUCCUGGAGUUCUUCUAGGAGCCCCUUACUACAUGUCCAGAGCCUGACUCUAGCAGCCAACCAGCUGAGGGCCGUGCCCAAGCUAAAAGGCAUCCUGCUGAGGGACCUAAGCCUGGAUGGGAACAGUAUCUCCCGCAUUGAGGAGGGUGCUUUUGAGGACCUCAAGGACCUUGUUUACCUGUCCCUCAGUGGGCUUCCUGAGCUCUUUAACAUCCAGCCCAACUGUUUCAGAGGCCUACAGAACCUUCAGCUCUUGGACCUGUCCAACAAUGCCAAGCUAAAAACACUGAGCCCAGCUGUGUUCAGUGAACUUGUGUCUCUACAGGAGCUCAAUCUGUCCAACUCUGGAGUAACGUCAUUGCCAAAUAACAUGCUAAGUCACUUGCCAAUCAUCAAGAGUAUUACCCUGGGCCAGAAUAUCCAUUGUUGGAGGGCUCAAAAGCAGGGCCAGUUUCACAGGCAGCUCGGACAGGAACAGAAACAUGAGGUGCUAACCUGUGACGUUGAAGGGGUUAUCUCGUGAUUGUGUUCGGAUCGUUGCCUUCAGUAUGGACAUCUAGCUAACACAUUAGUGCUAAAACUGUGCCUUAUAUCACUAUAUGCAAAGAACACUUUUUGUUAUUGCCGCCAAUCAGGAUAAUUACUAUUUGAACAGUUUUUGUUUAAAUUCAAAAAUGUGUAUUUUGCUUUUAUUCCAAAGGCCUGAGGUAUUUAUAUAAAUCCACUGUACUAUCAUGUCAUGCUUGCUAUGCAUAAAGCAUGUCUUUCAACUACAGUAACAAGCUAGCAAUAGCAUUGAUGGAUAUUAUAUUAAAACCAUUUCGUUUUUAGGAUCUGGAAAUAGAAACAGACCUCAGCCACUUGGGAAAAUACUGUUAUAUUCCAUAACAAUCAUCAGAUCAUUGAAGUAUACACAUUACUAUGCAAGGACCACUCUUAUUUCAGAACGAAAGGUCUUAUGUAGAGUAUAUAGUUAAGUAUGUCUAUCAUAGGAAGCUGGUGGGAGGAGCUAUAGGAGGACGGGCUCAUUUUAAUGGCUGGAAUGGAAUAAAUGAAACCGUAUCAAUCAAUUUCAUUUUUGAUACCGUUUCAAUCAAUUUAAUCAACGGUAUCAAUCAAUUUAAUCAAAUGUAUUUUUAAAUCCCUUUUUACAUCAGCAGAUGUCACAAAGUGCUAUACAGAAACCCAGCCUAAACCCCCAAACAGGAAGCAAUGCCGAUGUAGAAGCACAGUGGCUAGGAAAAACUCCCUAGAAAGACAGGAACCUAGGAAGAAACCUAGAGAGGAACCAGGCUCUGAGGUGUGGCCAGUCCUCUUCUGGCUGUGCCGGGUGAAGAUUGGAAACCACAUUUGACUGUUCCAUUUAUUCCAUUCCAGCUGUUACAAUGGGCACAUCCUCCUAUAGCUCCUUCCACCAGCCUCCUCUGAUGUCUAGUUUUAUUAAGUCGACGCAUUCUCCUGCUAUCUUGCUCAGUCAUGUUUACAUGGUCUAAGACCUAGAAGCCAACAUUGUCUGUUCUGUUUCAAAGAGCAGUUGAGGUUGAAACUGAGGUUGAAAUGUGGUCUGAACAAAUCAAUGCAUAAACACAUUUCUGAAUGUCACCCAGGGGUUUUCGCUGCUCCGUUAUUGAAUCAGUUUCUCAUGACCCUGACCAUUCAUUUCAAAACAUAAAACGGUCUCCUUGUACUUGUAUUAGACACAGACAUGUUUUGUCCUGUAUUUUCAUAUCUCUUCUGACAGAGAAGUGUGUUUUAACUGAAACACUAUACCACAUGUCAUUUGAUACAUUGUAUUAUUCACCCUACUUUGAAAUAUUGUAUAUGUCGUAGCUAUUCUACAGCAUCGACUUUGGAUCUACAUUGGCCAAAAUCCUUCAGAUAUUCUGUCCAACAACAACUGCAUGUUUGAACACCUGCCUUGGUUGCUAUCCCUGUGGUAUAAUAUGGACCGAAAGAGACAAUCAGCCUCAUAACUGCACAUGAGCUGGUUCGGAUGUUAAACUUCUGCGUAAAGAUUGUAUAUUUCUUAUUGAUAGUGUACAAAACAUUAAGAACAUCUUCCUAAUAUUCAGUUGCACCCCUGACCCCCCUUCUUCUUGCCCUCAGAACAGCCUCAGUUUGUCGGGGCAUGAACUCUACAAGGUGUCAAACGUUCCACAGGGAUUCUGGCCCAUGAUGACUCCAGUGCAUCCUACAGUUGUAUAAAGUUGGCUGGAUGUCCUUUGGGUGGUUGAACAUUCUUGAUACACACAGAAAACUGUUGAGGGUGAAAAACUCAGCAGCGUUGCAGUUCUUGACACAAGCAGGUGCCCCUGGCACGUACUACCAAACACCGGUCACAGGCACUUAAAUAUUUUGUCUUGCCCAUUCACCCUCUAAAUGGCACAUGUACACAAUUAAUGUCUCAAGGCUUAAAAAUCCUUCUUUAACCUGUGUCCUCCCCUUCAUCUACACUGAUUUGAAGUAGAUUUAACAAGUGACAUCAAUAAGGGAUCAUAGCUUUCACCUGGAUUCACCUGGUCAGUCUGUCGUGGAAAGAGCAGGUGUUCUUAAUGUUUUGUACACUCAGUUAUAACUUUUUAUAAAUGUAAAAUAAAUUGAUUAUUCUCGCACUGACA
Molecule: messenger RNA, 3399 nt
Organism: Salvelinus fontinalis (brook trout)
Lineage: Eukaryota; Metazoa; Chordata; Actinopteri; Salmoniformes; Salmonidae
Product: tsukushi-like
Exons: 2
Coding region: 237-1304 (355 amino acids)
Cellular component (GO): extracellular matrix
Molecular function (GO): protein binding
Source: RefSeq, a predicted model, not a curated record